Messenger RNA from Zingiber officinale, 864 nucleotides. Its product is annotated as 54S ribosomal protein L51, mitochondrial-like. Lineage: Eukaryota; Viridiplantae; Streptophyta; Magnoliopsida; Zingiberales; Zingiberaceae. The record is from RefSeq and is a predicted model, not a curated record. The transcript has 4 exons. Gene Ontology annotation, cellular component: mitochondrial large ribosomal subunit. Bases 216 to 575 code for a protein of 119 amino acids. Gene Ontology annotation, molecular function: structural constituent of ribosome. Gene Ontology annotation, biological process: mitochondrial translation.
ACUGAACCCGAGAUAGGCCCAGGGCCGUGAAACCCUAACAAAGUGUUUUCCUAUCUUUUUGUCAUCCUCGUGAGCCCAGAAGUCAUCAUCCCAACGCCGCCACGCACCGGCGACACUCCCGCUACAUCCGGAGUUUCCACUUCCGUUGAGCAACCAAUCUUUCUCCGGAAAGCAUCUGGGAUAUUAUAUCGGUGACAAGCUAAAUAUCUACCAAGAUGGCACUGCGAGGUGUUUGGCAACUUCAGAAGCUGAUAGUGAGCUAUUGUGAUUGGGGAGGAAGUAGCAGGGGGAUUAGGGCCUUUAUGGAAACACAUUUGCCAACCUUCAAGGAAAAGAAUCCUCAGCUAGAGGUAGUUACAGAGAUCAUUCGCAAUCAACAUCCUCACCUGAAGGCCUUCUACAAGAAUCAUAGAGAACGAGUGGUCUGUGUGAGAAAUUUAACACCGGAGGACGUUCUGCUGCAUGCCACCAGACUAAGGAAUGCACUGGGAAGGAAAGUUGUGAAGCUGAGAACAAGGCAUGUCACAAGGCAACCCAGUGUUCAAGGAACAUGGACGACUGCACUCAAAUUCUAGGUGGGUGCCUUUUUAUUGUGUUCUUUUUGCGAUAAAAUGGUGUCAAACUUAACGACAUUAUCAUCCAUUUUUAUACGGUCAUGGAGUGGGAUUCCUGCAUAAACUUGUGAGAUAAUUGCGAAUGACUUUAGUCAUAAUCCAGUCAGAUAGCUUCUCUCUGUCAACAUUUGCAAGUAUCUAAUUUAGUUAAUGUGAUGGAUAAGGAUAAACUACUAGUUAAUUUUUGUAUUUUCGUGUACUAAAUUACUUAUUAAGGAGGAUGGUUAAAAGGAUGAUCCAUUUUAUAUUA